AUGCUUCGAGUUGCACACUUUUCCCGAGCUGCUGUUUCUGCGCGAGCAGCCAUUCCCACCACACGAGUCGCCUUGCAGCGAGUUGCUCGAUACUCCGUGGACGCUAACCUCAAGAAGACCCCCCUUUUCCCUCUCCAUGAGAAGCUGGACGCCCAGUUUGUCGACUACGCCGGCUUUGCCAUGCCCGUGCUUUACAAGGGUACUACACACAUCCAGUCGCAUAAUUGGGUGCGGGAGAAGGCCGGUCUGUUCGACGUGUCGCAUAUGCUGCAGCACCGGUUCUCUGGCCCCGCUGCUACCGAGUUCCUGGAGAAGAUCACCCCCGCAGACCUCCAAGCGCUGCAGCCCUUCACCUCGACUCUGUCUGUGCUCCUCACCCCCGAGGGAGGCAUUGUCGACGAUCUGAUCAUCUCCAAGCACGGUGAGAACGACUUCUACGUGGUGACCAACGCCGGCUGCAGAGAUAAGGAUCUAGCCUUCCUGGCCAAGGAGAGCGAGCCGUUUGGCGACAAGCUGGUCCACGACACAAUUGGUGGCGGCCUGAUCGCUCUACAGGGUCCCGAGGCUGCCGCUGCGCUCCAGAAGUUCACCAACUAUGAUCUGUCCCAGAUCAAGUUUGGCCAGUCCGCCUGGGUCGACUUUGGAGGCAACAAGUACCACGUGGCCCGAGGAGGAUACACUGGUGAGGACGGCUUCGAGGUGUCCAUCCCUGACGAUGCAGCCUCUGUUGCCUUUGCCGAGGCUCUCCUUGAGAACGACAACGUCAUUGCUGUCGGCCUGGCUGCCCGAGACUCUCUGCGACUCGAGGCCGGAAUGUGUCUCUAUGGCCACGAGCUGAGCGAGGAGCUGACUCCUGUCGAGGCUGGCCUCACCUGGGUUGUUGGCAAGGCCCGACGAUCUGGUGACCGAACUGGAUUCAACGGCUCUGACAAGAUUCUGGCCCAGAUCAAGGACAAGUCCGCCACGAAGGCCCGAGUGGGUCUGUUCAACGACGGCCCUGCUCCCCGAGAGGGCGUUGCCAUUCUCAACGAGGCGGGCGAGAAGGUCGGAGUCGUCACUUCCGGCUGCAAGUCUCCUUCUCUCAACAAGAACAUCGGUAUGGGCUACGUCAACAAGCCAUUCAACAAGAGCGGCACCAAGCUGACUCUUGAUAUCCGAAACAAGAAGCGACCCGCCGAGGUGGUCAAGAUGCCCUUUGUUCCCCACAAGUACUUCAAGUAG
Molecule: messenger RNA, 1221 nt
Organism: Yarrowia lipolytica CLIB122
Lineage: Eukaryota; Fungi; Ascomycota; Dipodascomycetes; Dipodascales
Biological process (GO): glycine catabolic process
Cellular component (GO): mitochondrion
Molecular function (GO): aminomethyltransferase activity; protein binding
Source: RefSeq, a predicted model, not a curated record